UUGGGCGACCAGGCGACGAUUGUCGGGACCCUCAUUGCGGGUGACAACUAUUUUACGGAAGAGUUGGACGCUGCCAAGCCCGCGGUGGAAACAUAUCUUGACGAACUCAGGCCCGAUGCGGUGAUCGCGGGUCCGGCUUUUGACGCCGGACGAUAUGGGCUGGCUUGCGCGGAGGUGUGUCGUAUCGCCGCCGCUCGAAACAUCCCUGCCGUUACGGGCAUGCAUCCUGACAACGCGGGAAUCCUCACGUACCGGAAAGAUUUACUAGCCGUAUCGACUGGCACGGACAGCACCGAGAUGGUUGCGAUAUUGCGCCAGAUGGCUACGCUGGCCCUUAAACGGGUCGGCGGUACAGAGUUGGGACCGGCGGUCGCUGAGGGUUACGUCCCUACUGGCAGAGGCCAAGAGGCGAUGCACGACAAGUACGGUUAUGAAAGAGCAGCCGACAUGUUGCUGGCCCGCAUGGCGGGGAAACCUUACAACUCUGAAAUGUGCCUCACCGGAUACGACGACGUCGCACCCGCUCCACCGUUACGCGACCUGAAAGACGCCGUCAUCGGGCUGGUCUCCAGCGGUGGCCUGGUGCCUCGCGGUAACCGGGACCGCCUGGUGGGUUCCAAGGCGGAACAGUUUUUCAGAUACGACAUCGAGCAAAGAGGCCCGUCGGGGGUGUCAAAGCUGGGCGGGAGGUUCCUUGAGGGGUAG
This is a messenger RNA of Geodia barretti, 705 nucleotides long. The record is from the annotation of a GenBank genome assembly. Lineage: Eukaryota; Metazoa; Porifera; Demospongiae; Tetractinellida; Geodiidae.